This is a messenger RNA of Meira miltonrushii, 1327 nucleotides long. RefSeq names its product cytoplasmic tRNA 2-thiolation protein 1. The record is from RefSeq and is a predicted model, not a curated record. NCBI's taxonomy places the organism in Eukaryota, Fungi, Basidiomycota, Exobasidiomycetes, Exobasidiales, Brachybasidiaceae. Gene Ontology annotation, cellular component: cytosolic tRNA wobble base thiouridylase complex; mitochondrion. The coding region runs from base 35 to 1213 and encodes 392 amino acids. The transcript has a single exon. Gene Ontology annotation, biological process: tRNA wobble position uridine thiolation. Gene Ontology annotation, molecular function: tRNA binding.
AUCAUUCAUUCUUGCGCCACCAUUUGCAACAAAAAUGCCUUCCCGUCUUUGCAGUACGUGCGAAAAGGCAAGAGCAGUCCUCAGAAGACCAAAGACUGGGGAGCUGGUAUGCAGAGAAUGCUUUUAUUACAUCUUUGAAGAAGAAGUUCAUCAAACCAUCAUCAAUUCAAGAUUAUUCAAAAAAGGUGAAAAGGUGGCAAUUGGUGCUUCUGGAGGAAAGGAUUCAACUGUGUUAGCACAUGUUAUCAAAACACUCAACGACAGAUAUUCGUAUGGAUUGGAUCUAUUCUUAUUGAGUAUCGACGAAGGUAUUACAGGAUACCGAGAUGAUUCAUUAGAAACGGUCAAGAGAAAUAAAGUGCAAUACAGUCUACCGCUCAAAGUGCUCGGCUAUGAUGAAUUGUAUGGAUGGACGAUGGACGAGAUUGUCAAACAGGUAGGCACACGAAACAAUUGUACUUUCUGCGGUGUCUUUCGUCGACAAGCAUUAGAUAGAGGAGCAGCAGCUUUAGAGGUCGAUCACAUCAUCACCGGACACAAUGCAGACGAUAUGGCCGAGACUGUAUUAAUGAACAUCUUACGAGGAGACAUAGCCAGAUUGGAAAGAUGCACGGAGAUAUGUACGCAAGGGCCAGAACAACCAGCUGAGGAAGAUCAAGGAUGCGGUGAUGCACAGGCAAACGAUUUGGGAGGAACAGGAAUCAAACGGAGCAAGCCAUUCAAGUACGCCUACGAAAAGGAGAUCGUCAUGUAUGCCCAUUACAAAAAGUUGGAUUACUUCAGUACGGAGUGCAUCUACCAUCCAAACGCAUACCGUGCAUAUGCUCGUGAAUAUCUUCGUGAAUUGGAAUUGAUUCGUCCAAGUGCGGUGAUCGAUAUCAUUCAUUCGGGAGAGGCUCUUUGCGUUGGUCAACAAGUGAAACGAGUAAAACAAAUGUCAUGCAAACGAUGCGGAUAUAUGUCUUCUAAUGAACUAUGCAAAGCAUGUUUACUAUUAGAAGGGUUGAACAGAGGAACUCCAUCUUUGGGAAUCCAUUCAGGCAAGUCCAAAAUAGCACGAGAAGCCCGUGCAAAUGACUCUGGGCCUAAUGAUGAGAGCAACAUUGGACGAACGAUUCCUAAGUUUAGUAGAAAGAAUGCCGAUGUGACUUCAUCAACAAGUUCCAAUCCCACUGCAAAUGCACAACCUCAAAUCGCCAUUUCAGCUGAAUAGUUCUUGUAUUUUUGUUUUGUAUUUGUAUACCUCUGUCCUUCUGCUUCAUUCUAUAGAAUGCCAAUUGUAAUAUUACACAUUGUGAUCGCAAUCAUCCAUAACUUUGAUUCCAAU